This is a messenger RNA of Dimorphilus gyrociliatus, 1865 nucleotides long. NCBI's taxonomy places the organism in Eukaryota, Metazoa, Annelida, Polychaeta, Dinophilidae. The record is from the annotation of a GenBank genome assembly.
CCUUUUCGAAAAAUCACAUGGUCGGGUGAAAUUAUUGAACACUUUGCAGAGAAAAAUUGCUUCUUUUCGUCGAGAAAUAUCCGCAUUUUUGUCAAAAACCAACUCAGUAAGUAUUAUUAAUAUAUAAGCGAGCUAUUAUAUGCACUUAGUGUAUAAAAAAAGUAUUUAAUUCAUACUUUGUCGAGGAAUGGCAGAUUAUACCUCGCAAUUACAUUCGCUAAUUUCCUCUCAUAUCCCAUGCUCUAGGCUCCCAAACACCACUAACAAUAUACACCUACUAAUAAAAUAUUAACAAAUAUUAAUCUUUUUCAACUAAUUAUAAAGUUUGCAAAAACCUAUCUCUAACCGCUUAUUAGUACAACCCGAUAUCGAUAUCGAUAUCGAUAUUUCCAAUAAGGUGCUGACCUCUGUGAAAAUGCAAGUUUUCGCUGCUAAGCGUAACAAAUAUGGAGGAGGGUUGAUAACUCGCAAAAUUAAUCAACGUUCAAAAACUUUAGCAUUUAUUCAAACCUUAAUUGGUAAAAAUGGAUUCUGUCACUAAUAUUUAUUAAUAUUACUAUCUACACAGUUUGUUCACAUCACUCCAACAGUAUUUUUGACCACAAAGUUAUGCCUAGAAUAACAACAAAAAUUCGUGCUAAGUCUUCCGAAACCCUCCAAAAUGAUAGAUGGGCAACUUUAAGAUCCGCCUCUAAAGGAAAGAGUGCCGCUUUAGACGGCUUUGGCCGUUUAGAUGUUGGUAGUUCCAAACCGAGAACCGUAAAGUGUAACACUUUUGAAGAUAUUGCCAAUCUAAUUGCACGUGGUCAAGCUACAAAUAUCGUCGUGGUUAUUGGAGCGGGCGUCAGUACGGCUUCUGGAAUUCCUGAUUUUAGAUCACCUAAGACAGGACUUUAUUAUAAUUUGCAAAAAUUCAACAUCCCCUAUCCGGAAGCUAUAUUCGACAUGGACUAUUUUCGUACAAAUCCUAGACCUUUCUACACAUUAGCUAAAGAUCUUUAUCCGUCUGUUAAGCAUAAACCAAAUAGUGUUCAUUAUUUUAUUCGUUUGCUGCAUGAGAAACAUUUAUUGCAUCGUGUUUAUACACAAAAUAUCGAUGGCUUAGAAAAAUUAAGUGGAAUACCAAAUAGUAAACUCGUCGAAGCUCACGGUACAUUUGAGACAGCUAGCUGUACUCGUUGUAGAUCUCCCCAAUCUCCCGGAGAUGUCAAGGACAGUAUAUUUAGCAAUAAGAUUCCCAGAUGUUCCAAUCGCCGAUGCAACGGAUUAGUAAAGCCGGAUGUAGUGUUUUUUGGAGAGGACCUAACAAGCAAAUUCUAUUCGUAUGUGUCGGAUAUGAAAUUCGCAGAUUUGGUUCUUAUCAUGGGAACUUCGCUCCAGGUUGAACCAUUCUCGAAUAUUAUUGAUCGUGCCAAGUUUUUCGUGCCUAGAUGUCUUUUUAAUAAGAAAGCUGUUGGACCAUUUGCUAAAAAAGGACGCUUGAAUGAUGUAUUUGUUGGUGGUGACUUAAUUGAUACGGUUGCGCAGUUGGCUGCGAAACUUGAUUGGACAGACGAACUAAGCCGAAAUACGAUCCAGUGGGAAAGUGAAUUUGAAGACCGAUUACAGCAGUACGGAUUUAUGAAACGUAUUGCAGUUCGUCCGCGUCCGCCUAGAAGUAUACGUAGACUUCCUAAACCUCCACCUGAUACUCCAGAAACAACCACUUCGUCUGAAGCGGAAACCGAAAGCCAAAGUUCAAACUCUUCCGGAAGCACUCCGGUGUUGAGAAGUUCAAAACGGAGACAUGAUGUAAUAAUUAAAAAUAUUAUUGAUAAAUUUGAAAAAACGUCAAUAAAAUAGAUUAUAUGUGAAUAAAUUAUUAC